Messenger RNA from Nothobranchius furzeri (turquoise killifish), 1500 nucleotides. Its product is annotated as PDZ and LIM domain protein 3. Gene Ontology annotation, biological process: heart development; muscle structure development; actin cytoskeleton organization. Gene Ontology annotation, molecular function: muscle alpha-actinin binding; actin binding. NCBI's taxonomy places the organism in Eukaryota, Metazoa, Chordata, Actinopteri, Cyprinodontiformes, Nothobranchiidae. The record is from RefSeq and is a predicted model, not a curated record. Gene Ontology annotation, cellular component: stress fiber; adherens junction; filamentous actin.
GGAUCUUUCCAUUCCCCUCCCUCUGAAUCCCCUCUUCAUGAUUCAGAUUCUCCAUCACUUUUAUAUUUCUGUGCUGUUAUCCCAGCAGUGCACACUGCCCUGUGUGCUGCUCUGAACAUCGGUGAGGUUUAAAAAGAAAUGCCAGUAAAUGUUGUGUUGGAUGGGCCCCCACCCUGGGGUUUCCGCCUGACUGGAGGAAAGGACUUCAACCAGCCCCUGACCAUCUCCAGGAUCACUCCUGGCAGUAAAGCAUCCAUUGCCAACUUGUGUGCGGGAGACCAGAUCCUGGCCAUAGAGGGCGUCCCUGCCAUCAACAUGCUGCACUGUGAAGCCCAGAGCAAGAUUAAAGAAUCCACCAGUCAGCUCUGUCUCACCGUGGAGAGGAAUGAAUCCAGACUGUGGACUCCACGUGUGAUCGAAGAUGGCAGAGCUCACCCGUUUAAACUAAACCUAGAAGCAGAGCAGCAGGAGCUCAAGCCGAUCGGCACCGCCCACAACCGACGAGCUCAGCCGUUUGUCGCGGCUGCAAACAUCGAUGACAAGCGUCAGGUGGUGAGCACGUCCUACAACACGCCCAUUGGUCUCUACUCCUCGGGCAACAUCCAGGAUGCCAUGGAGGGACAAAUUCGAGGCCUGGUUCCACACAAACCUGACAGUCCCAGGACUCUGAGCAGCAUCGAGGAGUCUGAUGUGUACCGGAUGUUACAGAAAGAUCAGGAGGACCCCCAGGAGCCCCGGCAGUCUGGUUCCUUCAAAGCCCUGCAGGAGUUUAUCGACAGUGAUGGCACUCGGCCCAUUGUGACUCGAACAGUGAAAGCCCCAACGACAAAAUCAACUCCACCUACAGGAAACCUGCAAAAACUGCCCAUGUGUGACAAGUGUGGGAAUGGGAUUGUUGGGACGGUGGUGAAAGCUCGGGACAAAUAUUAUCACCCUGGCUGCUUCGUGUGCUCCGACUGUGACGUCAACCUGAAACAGAAGGGCUACUUCUUUGUGGAGGGGCAGCUGUUCUGUGAGCUCCACGCCCGAGCCAGAAUGAGACCACCGGAGGGGCACGACCUCGUGACGGCGUUUCCUUCUGCGUAGAUUUCUCUCCUCUGAUCACAAACACCAGAACACUUUGGUCAGUCCUCUCAGGUUUUACAUUUGCAUCUAAUGUAUUCAUCUGCACAGAGAUGCUGUUUGUGUAAAAUACUCUGAACUGAAAUUGUAAUGAGGAUCAGGAUUGGCUGUAAUUUUAUUGUUUUGAGUGUCGAACACUAAAAAUAGCAUGAAAACUAAAAUAUCUGAACAGCAACUCACGUUCACACAGUUCAAAAUGCAGAUUCAACAUUUUCAUGGAGGGUCACUGUUUCCAUUCAGAGUUAAAGGCAAAAUCAGCAUCAAAGCCAAUUGAAGUCACCAAUAAAAUUAGUCAAAAUGCUGUUCUUGAACUGUGUACUUAAAGUUAAAGCCUAAUUUAUAUGUGAAAGUUUAAUAAAACCACUUUUGAACAACAAA